AUGAUCAGCCCUGAUUCCUCAAUUCUGAUUGUUGGCGCGGGCACCUUUGGCCUUUCUACAGCUCUACAAUUGCUUCGCAAAGGCCAUAAAAACGUGACCCUCUUGGAUCCGUACGCCAUUCCUUCCCCGCUUUCUGCAGGCAAUGACAUCAAUAAAAUUUUCCAGUCAACUGUCAGUGACGAGUUUUACUCUGAGCUAGCUUUGGAGGCUCUCGACCUGUGGAGAUCUGAUCCUGUUUACCGGCCAGCAUUCCAUGAAGUGGGUAUAGUUUACGGAGCGACAGGAGACGAUGCUGUGGCUGAAAUCAAUCAACGCUACAACCGUCUCAAAUCCAAAGGAGAAGAUAUCCAAAAACUGGAAGCACCAGAAGACUUUGCCAGAUUGAUUGAAUGGAAAGGAGAUCUUGCAGAUGACUUCUCAUCACUGAAUCUUGAAUCGAGAUUCAAGAACUGGAAGGGAUAUUUUCAGAAAAGUAAGUGUGGAUGGACAUUUGCAGCGCUAGCUCUUGAAAAUGCAUACAAAGAAUGCAAAGAAAAGGGGGCACACUUUAUUCAGGAUGCUGCUGAGGAGUUGCUUAUAGAAGGCUCCAACUGCGUUGGAGUUCGCACAUUGUCGGGAGCAAUUUUGAAAGCUGAUCGUGUCGUUAUAUGUGCUGGAGCAAAUUCAACAAAAUUACUCAACUAUAAAGGUCAACUACUAGCCAAAUGCUGGACUGUUGGUCACAUAAAGCUCACCCCAAGUGAAGCUAAAGCGCUGAAAAACUCGCCGGUUCUUUUGAAUUUGGACGAAGGGUUCCUUUUUGAGCCUGACGCGAAUGGAAUCCUGAAGUUUUGCAACGAGUUUCCGGGAUACAUUAAUCGAGAUGGAACCGAAAAUAUAUCGUCACCUCUUUAUCGAAACCAGAUCCCUGUGGAGGCUGAAGAGCAAAUGAGAGGGUUUUUGAGGCAAGUAUUUCCCCAAAUCAGCACGCGUCCCUUCGAUGCUGCCAAAAUAUGCUGGUGCACCGAUACACCUGAUCGUCACUUCUUAAUUUGUGAGCACCCUGAUAUGAACGGCCUCAUUUUAGCGACAGGAGAUUCUGGACAAGGAUUCAAGUACAUGCCUAUCAUUGGCCAUUACAUAUCCGACCUCGUUAUGAAAGGAGAGUCCGGAUUACAAGAAAGCCAUCGCAAAGCAUGGAGGUGGAGACCAGAGACAGCCGAGAAAAGAGAUAUAUAUAACCUUCAAGGGAGAUUCGGUGGCUCAAACAAAAUUAAGGAUCUCAAUGAUUUAAGCAAGUGGACAAAUUAA
Ogataea haglerorum is the source of this 1290-nucleotide messenger RNA. RefSeq lists its product as uncharacterized. Gene Ontology annotation, molecular function: sarcosine oxidase activity; saccharopine oxidase activity; flavin adenine dinucleotide binding. The coding region runs from base 1 to 1290 and encodes 429 amino acids. The transcript has a single exon. The record is from RefSeq and is a predicted model, not a curated record. NCBI's taxonomy places the organism in Eukaryota, Fungi, Ascomycota, Pichiomycetes, Pichiales, Pichiaceae.